GUUUUGGGUGUGAAAGUAUCAAGAUGGCGCCCAAGUCAGGUUAACCAGAGUCAGUUGGUGCAGAAAUCCAAUGUAGCUUCCAGAUUCAAGAACAACUUGAUCAUUUUUGUAGUAUAUAGUUAUAUUUGUCGUCCCAGCCUGAAAGAUGUCACGCAACGACAGAUCCAAAUCCACAAGCUUCUUGACCAAGAUGGACAAGAUGCUUACUGGGACUUCCAAGAAGAAGAUGGUUGGGAAAGAAAGGAGUAGCCACCUUCCUAGACCAAACUCAGACAUAGACCUUAACGAAAUAGAGGAAGACCAGUAUAACAUUGAUAACCUCACCGAUGAUCAGGUAAAAGACCAUUUUCAAAAGAUGAUGACUGAUAUGAAUAUUCCGGACGAGAGCGUCAUGAUGAAAACAUCCGUAGAUAAAAUGAGGAUUAUGUUAGCGAGUAAUUAUAAGAUGAUGGCACAAACUCAACAUAAAUUUGAAACACCAUUGGACUACAUAGAUUAUUUAAAACGUGAUGACCUCAGCGUAAAGGCCCUCUUCAAGGUUCUAGAGAGUUUGCAAGUAGCUCUUCGCAGCAACCGAAUACAGUGGGUGCAAGAAUUUAGUCAAAAGGGCUUAAAAACCUUAUUAAGUACCCUUCAUGAAUGCUACAGAAGUGCGAACGAAGGUGGAAACAACAACAGACACUGGGACAGCGUACAGUAUGAAACUAUUAAAUGCAUCAAAGUCAUUUGCAAUACAGUCACGGGCAUUAAGGAGUUUUUUCGUCAGACUGAAGGAUUCAUUCUCUUGGCGCAGAGUCUUAAUCCAGCCAAGCCAGCAAUCAUGUUGGAAGUGCUGCGACUUAUGUCAAGUUUCUGUCUACCUUUGUGGCGGCAGGAUGGACUUGAUGGGCAUCGAGAAGUCCUAGAUGCCAUUACAAUUGUUGGAGAGCUCAAGAAACAGGAUAGAUUCACACCAAUUGUUGUCGGUUUAGGCAUGCAGGGUAAUGACCCUCUAAGACUUAGCUGCCUUGGUCUUGUCAAUGCCCUUAUCAAUUUUGUUCCUGAUGAUAACUUAGACUUCAGAUUGCACUUGAGAAAUGAAUUUAUGAGAACAGGCCUCCAAGACUUGCUGGAAAUUUUGCAAAAUAGCGAGCAUGCAGACAUACAAAAGCAACUUGAGAUAUUUGAUAAGGGCAGAUCCGAAGACUUUGAAGACUGGCAAGAUAGAUUUUUCACACAUGUAGACGAGAUGGAGGACUUAACCAAGUGUUUUGAAAUUGUUCGACAGCAAGUUCAAGACUCAAAUUGUGAGACACCCUUUCUUUCCAUCUUACAGCAUUUAGCUUUUAUUAGGGAUGAUGAAAAUGUUCGACCUGCAUAUUUUAAGCUCAUUGAGGAGUGUGUUUCACAAAUUGUCUUGCAUAGAAAUGGAUGUGAUCCUGAUUUCCGUGCCACAAAGAGAUUUGAAAUUAAAGUAGAUCAACUUGUCGAUCAGUUUAAAGAAGAAACUCGUACAAGCAAUGCAAAGGUUGAAACAGAAUACCAAAUACAGUUAGAAGAAGCACUUACCAAAAAUCAAAAGCUUGAAGCAGAAUUGUCACUUGCAAAAUCUCGCUUAGAAGAGGCAAUGAAGUAUGGCAGCGAUCCAGCCAAAAAAGGUGGAUUACCUACAGUACCAGGACUUGAGCAGUUGGUUGGUGGAGUUCCACCACCACCUCCACCACCACCACCUGGUAUGGGUGGGCCCCCACCUCCACCACCGCCACCACCAGGUAUGGGAGGACCACCUCCCCCUCCACCACCACCAGGUAUGGGUGGUGGCCCCCCUCCACCCCCUCCACCACCAGGCAUGGGCGGCCCUCCACCACCGCCACCACCACCAGGUAUGGGUGGUCCUCCGCCGCCACCACCCCCAGGUAUGGGUCCUCCACCUCCUCCAGGUAUGCCAGUUAUGAAAGGUCCUGCCCUUAAUAUCCUUCCAUAUGGGAUGACAUUAAGAAAAACUGUUACACCACCUGCCCAAACAAAACGCCUGCAGUGGAGUAAGUUAACGCCAACGAAAAUGAGUGAGAAAAGUCUUUGGGUUCGUCUUAAUAAGAAGGAUGCUAAAAUCAAACAAGAUGUAUUAAAGGAACUUGGUGAACAGUUUGCAGUGAAACAGUUAAAAAAGAAAAACGUAGACCAAGUAGAGAAGCCUGUGAAGAAAGAUAAGGAGCUAAGAGUUCUAGAUCAAAAAACAAACCAGAAUCUUUCUAUUGCUCUUCGUGGCCAGUUCAAGCACAUGAGUUUAAACGAUAUAAGUCUAGCUAUAUUGCAGUGUGAUGAGUCAAUUCUCUGUGUAGACUCAGCUGGUAAUUCUGAUUCUUCUACUCUCCAAACUUUAAUUGCUGCCUUACCUGAUCAUGAAGUCAUUAAAAAAGUUGUCAAUUUGGAAGAGAAUGAGGAAGAUUUAGCUGAAGGAGAGCUAUUCCUGCAUAAAAUUGGAAAGAUUAAGAAAUUAAUGCCAUUAUUAAAAAAUCUGGCUUUCAAAACUGAGUACCCAUCACUAGUCAAAGAAACAAGACUAGACAUAGUCAAUACAAAAGCAGCUCUUGAUGAACUUACUAAUUCCAAAAAGUUUGAAAAAGUUUUGUAUUAUAUUCUUGAGUUUGGCAAUGUUCUUAAUGCAGGAUCUAGAAAUGCAGACACAUUAGGCUUUGACAUCAGUUUUCUUCCCAAGCUGGCCAACACGAAAGAUUCAGAAGGACAUACAUUAUUGCAUUAUUUGGCCGAGACUAUGCUUAACGAAGAACCAGAUAAUGCAGACUUUGAAGAUGGUCUUUUGCACUUUGCUGAUGCAGAACGUGUAACUGUUGAUACUGUAAAGGCUAAUAUUGCUAAAAUGAAGAAGGAAAUCAAAAAUAUUGGCAAUGAUCUUCAUCGGCACACCAAGCAAAGUCCAGAAGACAGGUUCCAAGAAAAGUUUGAAGAAUUCUACAGAAUAGCAGAAGAAGAUAUAGCUCUUCUGGAGACAGAGUUUGAAAUGAUGCAAAAGAAAUACAGUGAAGUUUCCGAGUUAUUCACUUUUGAGGUUACUAAGUAUGCUCAGGAAGAUUUCUUCAGAGACAUCAAUGAAUUCAUUGUAUUAUACAAAAGAGCCAAAGAACAAAUUGUUAAGGAGGAGGAGAAGCGUCAGAGGGAUCGAGAAGCUCGAGAACGUGCUGAGCGGGACAAAGCCGAACGUGCUGAAAGAGACACGAGACAACGAGCGCUUCACGAUGUCACCAAUGACCAGAGUAAUACUGAGGUCAUGGAUCAGUUAGUGCAGCUCAUCAAUACUGGUCAAGCCUUUGAUGUGAUGGGGGCUGGUCGGAGACGUCGCCCAGGAAAGACAACAGCCGAGAGAAGAGCCCAGCUCAAUCGGAGUCGUUCGCGUACAGGCUUGGUCACACAGUCGUCAAUUAACAACAAAGACAUUAAACAAGCUGACACGCUUGACGUCGACAUUGAAAACCAGCCAGCCCGACCGUCUCGUCCUCGCACACGUAGACCUGGCGUUCCUACUGGAUUAGAAUCUCGGGAUCGUAAUUUCAACCAGCAGUCAACAGAAAAUGGUGGAGAUGCAUCUGAAGCUUUACUGCAAAGGUUAAGAGAUCUUUGAGUGCAACCACAAUGAUACAUUAUUCAAUAUUAAACAUGUGAAAAGUAGUAACUCAUUUAAGUGUUCUCUUGUUCAUGGUAUUUGGUGAAAAGCAGAAGUAGGGUAUGUAAUUUUGUGAAUUACUUGAAAAUAUAAAUAUUUAUGAGAAGUGACAGAAAGAGAGCUUUGGGGAUGGAAUAGGAUUACAUUACAAUUUAGCACAAGCAAUUGCUGCAAUGAGUAAAGCAUGAAAUUGGUUUACAGUGAAUAUUUGAGGGAUACAAGCUCAGUAUACUUGUAUAUGCAUGUAUUUGUGUUUUCCAUCUGCAUAUACACACACACACACAAACACACACACACACACACACACACACGUAUAAACUCUUCAGUUUGAGGGUGGGGAAAAAUAGAGAAUGUACAAGUGGAGAAUGAAUUGGAGGCAAACCGCACAUUAAUUCAAAUGUAAGUACGGCAGAAGCAUAAGAAUCAGGGAUUCAUCAUAUUGGCUGAUUUGUGAUUGAGAGGGAGAGCCCAAGAGCUAGAGUUUAACCCCUGCAGAGACACAGGUAAACAUGUACAUGUAUGCAUGCAUAUAUAAGAGAAAUCCUGUUGUUUUUAAUAUGCAUUAUUUUUAAUAUAUUUUCUUUCUAAUAGUUUCAUCUUCUUUGCCCUACUUUUUAUCAAAAGGUUAUUUAGAGGUAGACAAUAAAUUUCUAUUAAAAAAGUGCAAGCAUUUAUAUUCUUUCUGAAUAUUCCAAGCAAUACUAUACUGUAUAUGGAAAAAUUGGUAUUUUCCAUGAUAUGAAACUGUCUUAAAUUUGUUUCUUUUACUGAAAUAUAAAAUCUGUGUUAUGGCUGAAAUGAUGUUUAUGGUUACUUUUAAAUACUUUCAAGUAUUUUUAUGCCUAUUUUAUUGUGUAUGACAUGCAAAAGUCCUGUUAGUCAUUAAUGUUAGGUGCCUGUAAACUCUGCCUGUAUUCUUACCAGUCACUAUAAUUAUGAAUUUGAGACAUCAGUACACCACUUAUUAGUUCUGAUAAUUGACUAUUAUAUAUUAUUUUCCAAAUUUUCAUAAUUAUUAUAUUCUGAUACCUUGAACAUCACAUUUUAUAGAGUACACUUCUGUCAUAGUUUACCAUAAUUGCAUUAAAAAUAUUACCAACAAAAGAAUAAAAAGGGGCGAGUGUGUAACUUGAAGAUAAAAGUUUUGCCUGACACAUCAUCACUAGGAUAGGGAAGGGAGUGCCAUUAUGUUGGCUAAAAAAGAUUUACUUGGUCUGUAAAUUAUAAAUAAAAUUGAAUCAUGAAAACUGGGCAUAAUUUUAUUAUUUUUAACCCUUAAACGGUCCAAACAGAUCGACGUUCAAAAUCGUAUUGCUACAAAAGUAGAUUUACUUUUUUUUACAUAUUUUCAAAUAUAACAAAAAAAAUGUAGAUAAAAGUUUUUUUUUACAUCGUUUUCAAAUGUAAAAAAAAAAAAAAAAAAAGAUCUACAUUUUUUUACAUACUUUCAGAUGUUGAAAAAACGUAUAUAUACGUUUGGACCAUUUAAGGGUUAAAUACAUAUACUAUACUUAAAAAAAAAAACAAAGCUACCGGUAGAAAUAACAUUUCAAUAUAUUUAUAAAAUACCUGAGAUAUUAGUCAUAAUUUUAACUUUGAACUUUUGAAGGAUAAAAAAUAAGCAGUCUUCAGGGCCUGUGUAUGUGUAUCUCAUAUUUGUGGGUUUGUUUACCUCAUUAGAUUAGAAAGGUUAUUAAAAUAUCACUUGCUGUAAGCAUGCAUUCUUAUUGGUUCCAGUGAUAAUGCAGCAAAAUAUGCAAUACCAGUGAGUUGUAGUAAUUAUGUUUGGUGUACUGAUGCACUGCUAGUGCCUUAACAUUUUUUCCUAAUAUUUUUUCCCAGCACAUAAUGAAAUUCACAUCAUAAAUUUGCUGUUAUCGUUCCUUUCCUUCCUGGAUAUGAAUACAGGAUAUUUUUAUUACCCUAUUCUUUGUGUAAUACUGCAUGAGCUUGAUAUGAAUACAUGUACAGUGGAACCUCAAAAUUUGAACGUAUCACAUAUCAAACGUUUCAAAAAUAGAGCCCUUUUCUCGAACCAACUUUGUCCCUAUUUCCGGACCUGUCCGCCAGCCUGCUCUGUCUGCGUCCCCACACAGGUGCCGUGAGCCAGUCUGGCUUUGUUAAUGCAUGAGUGAACACUAACCUGCGCUCUCAUUCAAACAUUUUACAAUUAUUUCAUUGUGUUUAGUGCUUGUGUGGGACUGUGAAAUAAGCUACCAUGGGUCCAAAGAAACUUGCUAGUGGUACCCUGUGGUAAAGAAAGUGAGAAACACCAUAGAUGUGAAGAAGGAAAUAAUACAGAAGUAUGAGAAUGGCGUGAGACUUGAGCUUGCCAGGAUGUACAGAGGACUGUGGACAGUUAUUUUGUGAGACAGAAACAGAGGACUGUGGACAGUUAUUUUGUGAGACAGAAACAGAGGACUGUGGACAGUUAUUUUGUGAGACAAACAGAGGACUGUGGACAGUUAUUUUAUGAGACAGAAACAAAGGACUGUGGACAGUUAUUUUGUGAGACAGAAACAGAGGACUGUGGACAGUUAUUUUGUGAGACAGAAACAGAGGACUGUGGACAU
This is a messenger RNA of Cherax quadricarinatus, 6234 nucleotides long. It is a transcript of the gene dia, whose product is annotated as diaphanous related formin 1. NCBI's taxonomy places the organism in Eukaryota, Metazoa, Arthropoda, Malacostraca, Decapoda, Parastacidae. The record is from RefSeq and is a predicted model, not a curated record. Gene Ontology annotation, molecular function: actin binding; small GTPase binding. Gene Ontology annotation, cellular component: actin filament. Gene Ontology annotation, biological process: actin cytoskeleton organization; actin filament polymerization.